Messenger RNA from Ramularia collo-cygni, 1143 nucleotides. RefSeq lists its product as uncharacterized. The transcript has a single exon. The record is from RefSeq and is a predicted model, not a curated record. Bases 1 to 1143 code for a protein of 380 amino acids. NCBI's taxonomy places the organism in Eukaryota, Fungi, Ascomycota, Dothideomycetes, Mycosphaerellales, Mycosphaerellaceae.
AUGCCUUCUACGUUGCUUCCCCUAGGGGCAACCAAACGCCUGCUCAACACCGAAACCUUGGCACUCCACUUCGACUCUGAUCCAGAAUUCCUCGCGGAUCCUCGAUAUGCAAUCCUCUCGCAUCGCUGGUCUCCUGAAGAAAUAACGUUCGACAGCAUCGACUCUCUGCCUCUGAUUGAAAGGGAGCACACAAGCCCUUCAGUUACCAAAAUUCACRGAGCCUGCCAGAAAGCCUUGGACUUGGGCAUWUCUUUCAUCUGGAUAGAUUCCUGCUGCAUCAGCCGAUCAAAUCCUGCUGAAUUGAGUACUUCCAUCAACUCCAUGUUCAAGUGGUAUCGCAAAGCCGAAGUCUGCAUAACGUAUCUAUCGGACGUCUCCUUUGUAGACAACAAAGAAGCAUCAUCAGAGGAUGAGAGUUCACAACUAUUCACGUCUCUGGAUCGUCCUGGCCAUGCCUCCGAAUGGUUCUCCCGAGGCUGGACCCUCCAAGAGCUCCUGGCACCCACCAAGAUGACAUUCUUCGACAGAGACUGGAACUCCAUCGGCACCCGUCCGAACCUCGCCAAGACCCUUUCGAACGUGACAGGAAUCCCCAUCCACUUCCUCAACGGCCAGCAAGAUUUCCGCAAAGCCAGCGUGGCCAGUAAACUGAGCUGGCAAUCUCGUCGUCAAACCAGUAGAAUCGAAGACAUGGCCUAUAGCAUGCUCGGAAUACUCGGUAUCAGAAUGGAAAUUAGCUACGGCAGAGGCGCGAAUGCAUUCAUGGAUCUCCAGCUCGAACUCCUCAAAGUCUCCACCGACGAGUCGCUGUUCGCCUGGACUGCUCCAACGGAAGGACUACCGUAUCCCGUGCAUCCUGCUCCAGAUUGGAAGGACGACGAAUGGGGGCUCUUGGCCCCUUCUCCAUCAUGCUUCGUGCAUAGCGGGGACAUUGUGCCUGGAGAAGGGUUGUAUAGAACUGGAGGUGGGAAUCGAGGGUUCUCCAAUAGUGACGAUCGAGUAAACGAGCAAGGGUACACAAUAGGAAGCUAUCAUUUCUCCCAAGGAUCCCUCCGAUUUCCCAUCCCGAGCGGAGAUUUCAAUUCUACGAAAAACACACUCCUUUUGAGUCUCUUAUUCGUAUGCUGUCCGUGUAUCGGAUGA